Messenger RNA from Cordyceps fumosorosea ARSEF 2679, 1620 nucleotides. Its product is annotated as aspartyl aminopeptidase. Lineage: Eukaryota; Fungi; Ascomycota; Sordariomycetes; Hypocreales; Cordycipitaceae. Gene Ontology annotation, cellular component: fungal-type vacuole. Gene Ontology annotation, biological process: proteolysis. Gene Ontology annotation, molecular function: zinc ion binding; metalloaminopeptidase activity. The transcript has 2 exons. The record is from RefSeq and is a predicted model, not a curated record. Bases 1 to 1620 code for a protein of 539 amino acids.
AUGAGCUAUCUGCGCACCGUCCCCCUCGCCUCCAUACGAUCAUCGCCGUUAUCGACCCUUCUCCGUCCCCAUCAACACCACUACCACCCCAGAUCGACUCCGAUCGCCCUCGCCUUCUCCACCUCCGCCUUCAUCAUGGCUCCUCCCAAGGCUGCCCUCGACUUUGUCGACUUUGUCAACGCCUCGCCGACUCCGUACCACGCCGUCGCUACCGCCGUCGAGAUCCUUGAAAAGGCUGGCUUCCAGCAAAUCCACGAGCGCGACUCCUGGGCCUCCUCCGUCCGCCCUGGCGGCAAAUACUACGUCACCCGCAAUGGCUCCUCCAUCUCCGCAUUUGCUGUCGGCCACAAGUGGCGCCCGGGCAACCCCGUCGCCGUUGUCGGCGCCCACACCGACUCGUGCUGCCUGCGUCUCAAGCCCGUCUCCAAGAAGUCGCAGGUCGGUUACGACCAGAUCGCCGUGGAAAAGUACGGCGGCGGUAUCUGGACCUCAUGGUUUGACCGCGACCUGAGCUUGGCUGGACGCGUCCUCGUCCGUCAGGGCGGCUCCAUCGUGCCCAAGCUCGUCAAGAUUGACAAGCCCCUCGUCCGCAUUCCCACGCUUGCCAUCCACCUGCACCGCCAGUCCGGCUUCGACCCCAACCUCGAGACGGAGAUGCUGCCCAUCACCGCGCUCGCCGAGCAGCAGCUCAACAAGGCCCCAGCUAACGCUGGCCGCCGUGGCGACGACGACGGUGAGGAGGACUUCCAGCCCCUCGCCGACAUGACCGACCGCCACCACCCCGCAGUCCUCGACAUCAUUGCUAACGAGGCCGGUGUCUCGGUCGAUGCAAUAAUCGACUUUGAGAUGGUGCUCUACGACACUCAGGACGCCUGCGUUGGUGGGCUCAACGAUGAGUUUGUUUUCGCCCCCCGUCUGGACAACUUGGAGAUGACAUACUGCUCCAUCCGGGGUCUCGUCGCCUCCGUGCAGGCCAAGGAUGCGCUUGACAAUGAUAGCACCAUUCGCAUGAUUGCCUGCUUCGACCACGAGGAGAUUGGGUCCACAUCGGCCCAGGGCGCGCACUCUAACAUGCUACCCGCGGUCCUGCGUCGCCUCGCCGUGCUCCCUGGCAGCAACAGCCGCGACGCCCAUUCGGACAAGAGCUACGAGUACGUCUCGAGCGACGCAGGCGAGGAGUCGACGGCCUUUGAGCAGACGCUCGCGCGGUCGCUCCUCGUAUCAGCCGACAUGGCGCAUGCCGUACACCCAAACUACCAGGGUAAAUACGAGGGCGCGCACCAGCCGGCGAUGAACAAGGGCACUGUCAUCAAGAUCAAUGCUAGCCAAAAGUACGCGACCAACUCGCCCGGCAUCGCGCUCCUGCAGGAGUGCGCCCGCGCUGCCGAGGUGCCCCUUCAGCUUUUCGUUGUCCGUAACGACUCGCUCUGCGGCAGCACCAUUGGUCCCGGCCUGGCCGCCCUGCUGGGUAUGCGCACGAUUGACGUGGGCAACGCUCAGCUCAGCAUGCACAGCAUCCGCGAGACGGGCGGCACCGCUGAUAUUGGAAUUGCCAUUAAGCUGUUUGAAAAGUUUUUUUCCUCGUACGGCGUCAUGGAGCCCAAGAUUCUGAUUGACUAA